AUGUCUCUCCAGGCUCCUCUCCUACCUGCAGUGGUCCUGUCUCUGGUUCUGGUUGUGUUGGCUCUGACAGGGCUGUCCCAUGCCCAGCUCCAGCCCAAGGCUUCUGUCCUGGAUUUCUCAGCCAGCCUGGGUAACCUCCUCCCCAGCCUCAGCCGUCCGGCCAACUCCAGCCGGAUCUUCUACGGGGUAAUGUUUGACGCUGGCAGCACUGGGACACGCAUCCAUGUCUACACCUUCAUACAGAAAGACCCUGAGGAGUUACCAGUGUUGGAUAAUGAGAUGUUCCAUUCCAUCAAUCCUGGUCUGUCAGCAUACGCAGACAUGCCUGAAAUGGGUGGGUACACAGUGAGGCAGCUUCUGAAGGUGGCGAAGAAGACCGUCCCGCAGUUGGAUUGGAAGAUAACCCCACUGGUCCUGAAAGCUACAGCAGGACUCAGGCUGCUGCCCCCAGAGAAAGCCCAGGCUCUGCUGGAACAGGUGCAGGACGUGUUUGAUGAAUCUCCCUUCUUCAUCCCAGACGACAGCGUCAGCAUAAUGGAUGGUACAAAUGAAGGAAUUUUGGCGUGGGUUACUGUGAACUUUUUGACAGGUCACCUCUAUGCUGAGACCAGGAAGACAGUGGGGAUUCUGGAUCUGGGGGGUGGAUCGACUCAAAUCACUUUUCUACCCAAAUCCAAGAAAACCAUUGUAAGUUCUCCUGCUGACUACAUUGCCAGAUUUGACAUGUUCAACUCUACAUAUGACCUGUACACUCACAGCUACCUGGGUAAUGGACUGAUGGCAGCCAGACUGGCAGCCCUAGGAGCACUGGGGGCAGAAGGGUUGGAGUGGAGAGUGUUCAAAAGCUCCUGUCUGCCCAAGAAGUUCAGAGAGGAGUGGCGCUUUGGAGGACUCACCUACACAGUCAGCGGGAUACCUGAUGGUUAUGCGGGAUACAAGCUGUGUUACCAGGAGGUGUUGAAGGUAGUAAAGGGAAUAGUUCACCAGCCCUAUGAGUUGAAAGACACCAGUGUGUUCUACGCUUUCUCCUACUACUUUGACCGAGCCGUGGAUGCAGGCCUUAUUGAUGGGACCCAAGGAGGAAUGCUGGAGGUCAGAGACUUUAAGAAGGGAGCUAAAGAGGUGUGUAACAAGAUGUCUAAGUACCGUCCUGUCAGCCCCUUCUUGUGUAUGGACAUGACCUACAUCACCUGUCUGCUCAAAGAUGGCUUCGGCUUCAAGGAGAACACUGUACUGCAGCUGAUUAAGAAGGUGAACAACGUUGAGACAAGCUGGGCCUUAGGUGCCACGUUCAAACACUUCCAGAACCUAAAGAUCCACUGAGAGACAUAAGCCACAGGGUUGGUUGGGCUGGUGGGAUCACUGGUUUAUCACUGGUUUACAUGGUGCUCAACAAGAAAUAGACUGAGGAAUACUUGUUUUAAACUGAUACGCCUUUGUGUCUUGUUGUAAUGUUUUAAAGAUAUGCCAUAUUUGGAUUUUACAUUUGAGAUGACAUUACAAUUGUUACAACUAUUUUGUAACCCAACACAUAUGACUGGUACUAUAGUUCAGUAGGUCUGUUGUUUUCAUGUGACUGGCUGCUAUACCGUAGCCUUGUAUUAUAUACGUCUCUAUUAAAGCACUGGGGGCUGAAACUCAACAUAGUUGUGUUACUGUACAAAUCUGGAUAUUUUGACCGUCUGAUUUUGAUUUUCAU
Salvelinus namaycush (lake trout) is the source of this 1699-nucleotide messenger RNA. RefSeq names its product ectonucleoside triphosphate diphosphohydrolase 5-like. The transcript has 13 exons. Gene Ontology annotation, cellular component: membrane. Gene Ontology annotation, biological process: nucleoside diphosphate catabolic process. The record is from RefSeq and is a predicted model, not a curated record. Bases 1 to 1323 code for a protein of 440 amino acids. Lineage: Eukaryota; Metazoa; Chordata; Actinopteri; Salmoniformes; Salmonidae. Gene Ontology annotation, molecular function: GDP phosphatase activity; UDP phosphatase activity.